This is a messenger RNA of Poecilia latipinna (sailfin molly), 1269 nucleotides long. RefSeq names its product two pore calcium channel protein 2-like. The record is from RefSeq and is a predicted model, not a curated record. Gene Ontology annotation, molecular function: voltage-gated channel activity; intracellularly phosphatidylinositol-3,5-bisphosphate-gated monatomic cation channel activity; ligand-gated sodium channel activity. The transcript is spliced from 12 exons. Gene Ontology annotation, cellular component: lysosomal membrane. Gene Ontology annotation, biological process: transmembrane transport; endocytosis involved in viral entry into host cell; monoatomic ion transport. NCBI's taxonomy places the organism in Eukaryota, Metazoa, Chordata, Actinopteri, Cyprinodontiformes, Poeciliidae. The annotation marks the transcript as partial.
AUGGCCCAAUGCUACAUCAACCAACAUUUCCUCAUUUAUCCCUCUCCUAGGAUCUUGGGCACCAUCAUUGCAGUUGUGCUGUUACUGGCAUUUGUAGAACGUCCUUCCUCAGUGUCCAUCUCUUCAGAUCCCCGCCACCAAUCCAGCCGAUGGGAACCUCCAUGUGGUGCCCCAGAGAGCGUCGAGAUGCUCUGUCUCAUCAUCUUCUGCCUGGAUCUUGCUGUCAAAAGCUACUUGAUUGGCUGGGAGGAAUUCAGAAAGAGCAAAUGGCUGAUCAGCUACACUGUAGUCAUUUGUAUUUCUGUCGUUGACUGGAUGCUCUCUGUCAGCAUGGAGUGUGACGAGAAACUGAGAGUACGACGGCUUGUCCGGCCAUUCUUCCUUCUGCAGAACUCCUCUCUGAUGAAAAAGACACUGAAAUGCAUCAAGAGAACCCUACCUGAGAUUGCUAGUGUGAUCCUGCUGCUUGCUCUGCAUCUCUGCCUCUUCACUAUGGUUGGCAUGCUGCUGUUUGCUAAAAAUGCAGAUCAAAAGAAGAAUGGUGAGUGGGAGUUACAUUUCAAGAACCUGACCACCUCCCUGACCUCUCUGCUGGUGCUGCUCACCACAGCUAACAAUCCUGAUGUCAUGAUCCCUGCCUAUUCCCUCAACAGAUGCUACGCCAUUUUCUUUAUCAUCUUCAGUAUCAUUGGAACAUACUGUCUGAUGAACUUGCUGACUGCCAUCAUCUAUAACCAGUUCAGGGGAUAUUUACUGAUGUCAGUCCAGACAUCCAUCAUUAGGAGACGGCUGGGGAUCCGAGCUGCGUUCCAUGUCCUUAGCUGUCACAAUUCACAAACAGAAGCACAAGAACUUGUGAGAGUCGAUGCUGUGCUUCAGGUGAUGUCCAGAGUCAACAUGAAGCGCUUCUACAAAUCAGCCAUCACAGUGGCAUCGCAGCAGUUUGCAGAACAGGGCUACAUGGAUCGACAGCAGUUCAGGAAAAUAUUUGAUGAACUGGAUAAAGAUUGUAUCAAGGAGCAUCCUCCUUUACCGCAGUAUACAUCUGCAACGUUGCAAAAACUUCAGGUGGUCUUCAGUCACUACUACCUCACUGUCCUAGGAAACCUGGUGGCACUGGCCAAUGUCUUAUGCAUAUGUACUAUCCUGGUUCUAAACUCUGAAAAGUCAACUGAAGAGAGAGACAACUACAUCUUAGAGGUGAAGACAUUGCCUUUGUCACAGGAUGAAUGUUUUCUUAAAAUUUACCAUAAAACAGGGUACCAUGCC